Molecule: messenger RNA, 474 nt
Organism: Osmerus eperlanus (European smelt)
Lineage: Eukaryota; Metazoa; Chordata; Actinopteri; Osmeriformes; Osmeridae
Product: cytochrome c oxidase subunit 6C-1
Exons: 4
Coding region: 126-356 (76 amino acids)
Source: RefSeq, a predicted model, not a curated record
UCAAAUUUCCAUCCUGAAGGUUGUCCCUUAACGGACUCUGUUCAUUUCCUUCCGGUAAAGAUCAACGCGUCAGAGCUUUGCUAGCAUUUUCCUGUGAAGGUCGCGAGUCGUAUUAUCAUUUAAAGAUGUCUUUGGUCAAGCCUGCCAUGAGAGGACUGCUGGGGAAGCGUCUGAGGUUUCAUCUGCCCAUCGCUUUCACACUCUCCUUGAUUGCAGCUGCAGCUUUCAAGUACGGAGUCACUGAGCCCAGGAAACAGGCCUAUGCUGACUUCUACAAGCAGUAUGACGCCACCAAUGAGUUCAAUGCCAUGAGGGAAGCAGGGAUCUUCGAGAGCGUCCGGCCAUCUGGAGAAUAAACAAGUGUUGUCAUGCUCUGCAUUCCCGGUUGGAAGUCCCUAAUCCUCGAUGUUCUAUACUGAUGUCUGAUGUGAACAUUGUUUGUAUGUUCUCAUAAAUAAAAUUGUCUAUUAUGUG